UAAUCCUUGUCUGUCACUAUUGUUCGUCUAUUUCCACCAAUGUUGUUCUUUUUUUUUUCCUUAUUUUGUUUUGGUAGAUGAGAUUGAAGUUGUAGAUGGCAAAGAAAUUGACCCGGAGAUUGUGCCGACGGCGAUGAUGAGGAGGAUGGCGUGACAAUGUUGAGUGGUGUAACAAUAGUGGGGGUUAUCCUAUUCAAAUGGUGGUGGUUCGUUAUCCACAUGUACAUUUUGAUCGAUCCCGGGGUCAUAUAUCUUUGGGGACACUCAUGCUUAGAAUGUUCACACAGUUUCACAAUUUCAUGGAGAUUAAAUAUCUUCCAGUGGUUUCACCCUCAGAACAUCAUAAGGAAAGCGCUAUUGGGUUCGCUGAAAAGCGGCUGAUUCUGGACAGGUAUACCUGCUUUUUGUCAUGCAUGCAAGAAUUUAGAACUUUUUUAUAUGAUUUUUUUUUUUACUGUUUGAAGGAAAAUCCAUUGCUCUUUGUAUAUUAGAGAGAUAUAAUUUCUUUGUUAAGUUGUCUUUCAGUGUAUUUAAGCAUCUAUUUAAUGUCUGAUUUAGUUCAUCUCACAUCUCAGUAUAUCUAUUUGCAGAUCUUGAUGUUCUUAACGAAGUAAAACAUAAGCUUUAUCUUGGGUCUAUUAGUUUGAGGCAUAGUUGU
This is a messenger RNA of Helianthus annuus (common sunflower), 658 nucleotides long. Its product is annotated as lysophospholipid acyltransferase LPEAT2-like. Gene Ontology annotation, biological process: phospholipid metabolic process. Gene Ontology annotation, molecular function: lysophosphatidylethanolamine acyltransferase activity. Bases 198 to 491 code for a protein of 97 amino acids. The record is from RefSeq and is a predicted model, not a curated record. NCBI's taxonomy places the organism in Eukaryota, Viridiplantae, Streptophyta, Magnoliopsida, Asterales, Asteraceae. The transcript is spliced from 4 exons.